UAGCAUUUAGGGUCCAUGUAAUCGUUGUUCAAUGCUACUAGCAUGAUCAACAACAGUACCUGGGCUGUGUCUGUUUGUUGUUGGUUGUGUUGGCUAUGUUUGCUCAUUCUAUGUUUAGCUUUUGUAUGUGAAGCUACCUUAUAUUGUGUUGAACGUUUGAAUGUGGUUGCACAGUUCAUCAAACACGAUUCUUAUCUGUUAUAUCGACAUGCCCAAAAUCAUUCCAAGCGAAUUCAAGUUGUAGUGUGUUUUUAUGUAUCAUAUAUUUGUUUUUUUUGUUUAUAUGUUUUUAAAUCUGUCAUUAUGGCCAUCAAUAUUUGCUGAUUUGUUUGGCUGAGUUAGCCAGUUUUUUUCUUACUGUAUUACACACCUAAUUAUAUCGAUCGAUCAUCGAAUCUAUUGUUUUGUUAUGAUUCACCAAAAUCAGAUUAUUAUGGCAAGCUAAGAUUUUGUCUCAUCUGUCUGUAUUUCGCAUUGUUUAACAUCGUGAUUAUUAUAUUGUUUAAAAAGCCCCUAUUGCAUUCCAUAAGCAUCUAUACGUGUGAUUGUGUUGAAAGAAUUUUUACAAUCAUGUUGUUCUGUCUAGGUGCAUCGGUUCCCAAAGAAGAUGAAUAUCAUUUUCUAAGCGAAGAAGACGAUGAAGUUGAUGAUGAAGUGGUUGUUGUCGAUAGUAUUGGCCACCGCUUGAUCGGUCAUCAUCAUCAUCAUCAUCACUCGAAAGCCUGUGACAUAGAUUUGGAAUGUGAUGCGGCCAAUGCUGGACAAUUGAUCGAUUUAGCUGCCGUAGCCGCUGCCGCUGCAGCCGCUGUUUCUGAUAGCAAAAGUCAAGAAGCAAAUGAUAAUUGUAUAAACGCAGGUCUACUAGCAGCAGCCGUUCAACAGCAGCACCAACAAUGUUCUUGUUGUAAAUCGUCGUCAUCGGUCAAUUGUUCUAGUCUUCGACAUGUUCAUCAACUAAAUUAUCGGCGAAAAUUCCAUAAAUUGUCAUGUUCGCCCCAUCAUUCAACAACGUCAAAAUUCGUCGACACUAAUUCCUCGUUACCAUCCUCAUCGUCAUCAACAUCAUCUUUGGCCAAUCGUCAAUCUGGAGGUAAUACUUCGGCCACUACAAUUACUAGCACAUCAGCGCCCUCAUUACCUACCGGUAAUACAAGUAGUGGUGGCAAUAGUAGUAGUGCUGCUUCUGCAUUUCUUUCCAAAUUAGGUCCAAUUCAGUUGGGCCGUAAACUUAGUCAGUUACGGAAUUCGGCGUUGAAUAACUCUUCGGCAUCGCAUUCGUCCGCCGUCACCAAGGGUACAGAGAAUCUUCAACGUGAAGCACUACGCAAAUCAAACGAACUGGGACAAUAUAAUCUGGAUAAUUCACAACGUUAUAUACGACUACCGCCAUCGCCACAUUCGAAAAAAUUCUCCACAAGCAUUAACGUCAGCCAGCGAUCUACCAGUCCGAUUGGAGAGAAAUGUUCCCAUAAAUUGAAAUGUAAUAAUAACAGCAACAUUAAUAAAAGUGGUUGCUUACCAGCAAAACAAUCACCAGCAUCAAACAUUAUUGAUUCAUUAUUUAUGUGCGAUGUUCUAGCAUCACCGAUACAAUCGAUACCAACACAGUUCAAUAAUCAUCAUUCAAACUCACCAUCAUUAGCAUCACACACUGCAUCCACACAACUAAUUUCGAAUCGAUCUUGUAUUUCGUCUCCAUCAUCAUCAUCAUUAUCAUCAUCAACGAUUUCAUUGACGCCGGCACCAACACCUCCGCCCCCUUUGCCUCCACAUAAUCAUCUGCUAUCAAAUUCUUCAGUUUCGACGUUAGUUCCACGUAGUGCCAACAACAAUCCACCACCUCGUCCAAAAGCCGAUAAGCCAAACAAACAUCAGCAUCAACCGUUGUCGAACAUGUCUUCGACUUCAGCCACCACCAAUAUGAACCGGUCACUUUUAACUAAUAACGUUGCCGUAUUAUCGUCUACAACAAGUUUGGUAUCGUCGAUACCAUCGAAUGUAUCCGGUAAUAAUGUACAUCAUAGUCAUGAUACUACAAAUGGCAUUCAAAUCGAAUCAUGUGUUCCUCGAUCAUGUACAUGUUCUCCAUCAUCUUUAAUUUCCUCAUCGACAACAACACAGCCAUCAUUAAAUCAAUGUGCUACUUGUUCUCCAUCGACCGGAGGAAAUCCCGUGAGCGCUUCCGGUUCCAGCAAUGCCUCAAACAAUCAGCAAACUACAAGCAACAAUCUUAAUAGUCAUCACCACCAUCAACAACAUCAACAGUUCAUUAAUAAACCACCACGUGGUUGGCUUCAUCCUGAUCAUAAGUUGACAGAUACCGAUGGUCCGGGUGUUACCUAUACCGUCAGGUACAUUGGAUGUUUAGGCGUCAAUACAUCAAUGAAAAGUUUGGAUUUUCAAACACGUUCACUGAUUGCCAAAGAAUCCAUAAAUCGUGUUUGCGAAUCAGCCGGGUUGAAAACGGUGGACAAAAAACGUCGCAUUGAUAAAAGGAUUGUAGGAAUGUUGGCCGACGCUCCAAAUAUGGAACAUGCUGGUGUCGAUGCCAAUCUAUCUAUUACGAUUUCAUAUCUCACAUUAACGUUAGCCGAAACAGGUGAACCUUUGGCCAAACAUGAGAUGCCAAACAUUUCUUUUGCAUCGGGUGGCGAUACGGAUACACUUGAUUUUGCCGCAUAUGUUGCCAAAGAUACACGAUUUGAACGGGCCUGUUUCGUACUUGAAUGUGAGGAUGGUCGAGCUCAAGAAGUUAUCACAACUAUUGGUCAAGCAUUCGAAUUGAGAUUCAAUGAAUUUCUCAAAAGGAAUCCAUUGUCUACCGAAAGGCUAGAACAUGGCCAUCUCGGGACGAACAAUAAUAAUAAUGGACAUAAUCAUAAAACAGCCAUGGCCAACAACAACGACAAUUGUCAAAUAACUCCUGCACAAAGAAUCGAAGAUCGUGAAUAUUAUAACGACCUGCCGGGAAAAAUUCCUCCUGAUAUAAUGGCAAUAAACAACGGUAGUUCUGACCGCAUGAAUAAAAUGAUCCCCCCGUUGGCUGCACCUAGGAGCAAAAAAUCAGCUAUAACCACAACGACUACACCCAAUAAUCCGCAAGAGGAACAGAUCAAUCUUAUCGAUUUGAAUGAUGAUUUAAAACCACCUUUGACAACUACUUCAUCAGCUUAUAAUAGCAACCUAUUCUCUAAACAGAUUCGGCCCACCGAUUCUCAAUAUGUCAAUUGUGGAGCAUCCGAUACAACAACCACUUCCACUGCUAAUAAAGAUCCAUUCGAUAUGCAACCUUUCAACAAUGCUCUUGCCGUUCAUGUAUCAGCUACGAGCAUGUCUCAAUCAUCCAACCAAACAGGCAAUUCAUCAAUGAGCCUGCCAUCAACAUCAGGGUUGCAAAAACUGGAUUAUGUUUCCAAUUGUGAUUUAGACAAGGAGGAAUGGUUUCAUGGAUCAAUAUCUCGUAAAGAUAGCGAAGCCUUGGUCAUAAGAGAUGGUGAUUUUUUGGUUCGUGAAUCGCAAGCCUCGCCUGGUCAAUAUGUCCUAACCGGAAUGCAAGGUGGUCACCGUAAACACUUAUUAUUGGUCGACCCUGAAGGGGUGGUACGAACGAAAGAUAAGACAUUCGAAAGCGUUAGCCAUUUGAUCAAUUAUCAUCGAAAUAAUGGCCUGCCUAUCAUUUCUUCCGAAAGCGCUUUGGUUCUCAAGAAUCCUAUUAUCACAUCAAAAAAACAUUGAUUGAUUCAAAGUUCUGUUACUACAUUAGUUGUGUUAAUAGUUUUCACCAAUUAUGAUGAAAAAUGAUGAUUAUUAUUAAGAUUUUAAAAUUGUUGUAAAUUC
Dermatophagoides farinae (American house dust mite) is the source of this 3837-nucleotide messenger RNA. RefSeq names its product SHC-adaptor protein (gene Shc). Gene Ontology annotation, cellular component: plasma membrane. The record is from RefSeq and is a predicted model, not a curated record. Gene Ontology annotation, biological process: cell surface receptor protein tyrosine kinase signaling pathway; intracellular signal transduction. Gene Ontology annotation, molecular function: receptor tyrosine kinase binding. Lineage: Eukaryota; Metazoa; Arthropoda; Arachnida; Sarcoptiformes; Pyroglyphidae.